Molecule: messenger RNA, 2515 nt
Organism: Ixodes scapularis (black-legged tick)
Lineage: Eukaryota; Metazoa; Arthropoda; Arachnida; Ixodida; Ixodidae
Product: toll-interacting protein
Exons: 8
Coding region: 391-1287 (298 amino acids)
Biological process (GO): ubiquitin-dependent protein catabolic process
Cellular component (GO): cytoplasm
Molecular function (GO): ubiquitin conjugating enzyme binding; ubiquitin binding
Source: RefSeq, a predicted model, not a curated record
GUUAAAUUAAGAAGAAGAAAAAAAUCGUGGCACUUGAUUAUUGUUUCAAUUUUUUUCUUAUUAGGAGAAACAGCUACAAAAAUGUUACAGAUGGGAGAUGCUAGUACAAUAUCCUUUUGACGCCAAAUUCUUGUGCUCCAGAUCCGAGCUUUCGUCAAGCGCAUACGUCUACUUAUAUCUCGUUCAUCGGUAUUCAACUGUCACAUAUGGACAUUUGUUCUGUGUGUUUUUGUUUUCUUCCCGCGUUGGUUCGUGUCCCAGCGGCGUGCCGAAGCGACGACCCGUUUAUUUAGUUAUUUGUUUUUCUCGCUUCGGGGCGGCUUCAAUUGCGUUGCUACAGCAUUUCACAAUCCGAAUACGCAUACUACAGCCCACGAAAGUUGCUAGAAAAUGAGGUACAAAGCCCGCUACGUCCACAUCUCCAACGGAACGGUGCUGAUCGGGGAGCUUCCAGGGGACUUCCUGCGCCUGGAGGUGACCCGGGCCCAGCGCCAGAUCAGCGCCGACGAGCAGGCAGCCUUGGCGCUUCAGCACCAGCUGUCGGGCGCAGCGUUCAGGACCGCGCAGGCUGUGGGGAGGCUCACCAUUUCUGUCAUCGAGGCCAAACUGGUGAAGAAUUACGGAGUGACGAGAAUGGAUCCGUACGUGCGGAUCAGGAUAGGCCACAAUGUGUAUGAGACGCACACUGACUACAAUGGCGCCAAGAACCCCCACUGGAACAAGAUCUUCCACUGCUUCCUGUCGCCGGGGGUCACCGCCUUUCAUGUCGAGAUCUACGACGAGUGUGCAUUCACAGUGAACGAGAAGAUUGCCUGGGCCCACGUCGUGGUGCCGGAGGCCACCUUCUCCGGCGAGACGUGCGACAUCUGGCACCCGCUGUCCGGGAGGCAGGGGGAGCUCAAGGAGGGCGCCAUCAACCUUGUCAUGUCCUACCAGCCGCUGCCCCCUGGCGCUCUCGCGGCUCCGUCCCCGGUGGUGGUGGUCAACACCCCUUACAUGAUGCCCGGCAUGGUGCAGUACCCGGCAUCCACUGGCUUUGGAUAUCCGGGGUACGGCCUACCCGCGAUACAACCGGGCAUGGUGCAGGCGCAACCGGCGGCAAACCCGGCCCUGCCUCCCGUCGCCCACCAGCCAGCCCCUGUCAACAUCACCGACGAUGAUGUCAAGCAGGUCCAAGAGAUGUUUCCGGGAAUGGACGCCGAGGUCAUCCGAGGGGUGCUGGAGACGCACCGCGGGAACAAGGAUGCCAGCGUCAACGCCCUACUGUCGAUGAACGCCACCGCCUAAAGUCCCCGCUGCAGGACCGGGCUCAUCGCCCGCACGCACAUCACGACGCGGACACCUUCGUCCGUCGAGCCCGGAGCACGCCUCCUGCCAACGCGUUUGCCGGGUCCACGAAAGCGGUCCUCCGAUUCCCACGCGAGGACGCCUAAAAGCGUCGUGCCGUCGCCUGUCGCGAUGCCAGUGGUGUUGCGGCGGUGGCGGCGGAGGCAGAUGCAGCAGACGCCUUUUGUGCCGUGGGUAGCUCUGUGGCCAGACGGUCGACGGAAACUGAAGCGGCCGCGAGACGGGACGUUGCGACGGCGGCGAGCCUUGCGGCUGGUGGCCUAUUUUUUUUGCCAGCGUUUCUACGACCAACUGCCGGGAUCGCGACGUCCGACGGCACGACGCGACGCGUUUCGUCACCGCUUCAGGACCGCUUUCAACGCGCGGGCGAGAUGCGGCGGUAAACGCGUCGGCCGGAGAGGCGUUCCAGGUGCCGUAGUAUGGCCCUUCGACGUCUUCCUUGCAACUGCGCGCGUUUCAAAACACAAAAUUUUCUUUUUAUAUUUUCUUAGUUCCGUUUUUUUGAGCCGGGCUUUGAGACGGGCGUGAAAAGGAGAUUGUUACAACGGUUGCCCCGUUACGCCCCUAAACUCUCGGAAUUGCUUGGGGGCGAUUAGUGCGGGUGCGGAGGUCGAUCGGCAUGCUUUGCGAGUUUUCACCGCCUUUACGAGGGCCGAUUUGAAAGCAGGGACCAUUCCUUUCGAGUUAUGCGGACGAAGCGGUGCACACAGUUUCAUCUGCAUGAUGGCAAAAAGGACGAAACGGUGCGCACUAUUUUUUUUUUGCGUACUUAAGUCGACGCUUUGGUCUCUUUGGACAGAUUUGUUUACGUUGUAGCGUUUUUCUAAAUAUACUUUUCGUUGUGCCAAUCGGUGAUUUCUGUUUUGAAGAAGCGAGAGGGUGCGAACGUGCUGUAAGUCACUUGCGGACGCAGUGGAGUCAUCAGUUGUACAGAGAGCGAGGGUGCGGAGUUAGAUACCUAGUGCCAUGCUGAUGAUUUUCUGUGGGAAUGGCCAGUGAAGAAGGCGGCGCAUCCGCAGCGGAUGUGUGUGAGAGUUUUAGGAACGUCGGAAGUAUGCAGUUUUACUAUAUUUGGACGUGUAACUCUUCAUUGUUAAUAUUUCCCGUGUGAGUGCUGGCUACUGGCAUUGUGAUAAUAAAACGGGACGUUCCCACUCCUGCGUCUUCA